Messenger RNA from Taeniopygia guttata (zebra finch), 1611 nucleotides. It is a transcript of the gene IDH2, whose product is annotated as isocitrate dehydrogenase (NADP(+)) 2. Gene Ontology annotation, biological process: isocitrate metabolic process; NADP+ metabolic process. Gene Ontology annotation, cellular component: mitochondrion. NCBI's taxonomy places the organism in Eukaryota, Metazoa, Chordata, Aves, Passeriformes, Estrildidae. Gene Ontology annotation, molecular function: NAD binding; isocitrate dehydrogenase (NADP+) activity; magnesium ion binding. The record is from RefSeq and is a predicted model, not a curated record.
GCCCCGGUGUCCGCCCCGCCGUGUCCGCCCACGCCAUGGCCGCCCGUUACCUCCGCGCUGCCCCGGCGCUCGGCCGCCUGCCCCGCCGCCCGCCGCCCGCCGCCGGCGCGGGGCAGCGCCGCCACUAUGCCGACAGGCGGAUCAAGGUGGCAAACCCGGUGGUGGAGAUGGAUGGGGACGAGAUGACGCGGAUCAUCUGGGCCUUCAUUAAGGAGAAGCUCAUCCUGCCCAACGUGGAUGUCCAGUUAAAAUACUUCGACCUGGGGCUGCCACAUCGGGACAAGACGGACGACCAGGUCACCAUUGACUCAGCGCUGGCCACCCAGAAGUACAGCGUGGCUGUCAAGUGUGCCACCAUCACGCCUGAUGAAGCCAGGGUGGAAGAGUUCAAACUGAAAAAGAUGUGGAAGAGCCCCAACGGCACCAUCCGAAACAUCCUGGGGGGGACGGUGUUCCGGGAGCCCAUCAUCUGCAAGAACAUUCCUCGUCUGGUGCCCGGCUGGACCAAGCCCAUCACCAUUGGCCGCCAUGCCCACGGUGACCAGUACAAAGCCACCGACUUUGUGGUGAACGAGUCUGGGACAUUCAAGCUGGUCUUCACGCCAAAGGACGGCAGCGGGUCCAAGGAGUGGGAGGUGUUCAACUUCCCUGGUGGCGGCGUGGGCAUGGGCAUGUACAACACAGACGAGUCCAUCUCUGGCUUUGCGCACAGCUGCUUCCAGUACGCCAUCCAGAAGAAGUGGCCGCUCUACCUGAGCACUAAGAACACCAUCCUCAAGGCCUAUGACGGGCGCUUCAAGGACAUCUUCCAGGAGAUCUUUGAUAAGCACUACAAGACGGAGUUUGACAAGCUGAAGAUCUGGUACGAGCACCGGCUCAUCGACGACAUGGUUGCCCAGAUGCUGAAAUCCUCCGGCGGCUUUGUCUGGGCCUGCAAGAACUACGAUGGGGAUGUGCAGUCAGACAUCCUGGCCCAAGGGUUCGGCUCCCUGGGGUUGAUGACCUCUGUCCUGGUGUGUCCGGAUGGGAAGACCAUCGAGGCCGAGGCCGCCCAUGGCACUGUCACCCGCCACUACCGGGAGCACCAGAAGGGACGACCCACCAGCACCAACCCCAUCGCCAGCAUCUUCGCCUGGACACGCGGCCUGGAGCACCGCGGCAAGCUGGACAGCAACCCUGACCUCAUCAAGUUUGCGCAGACGCUGGAGAAGGUUUGUGUGGACACAGUGGAGAGCGGGACCAUGACGAAGGACCUUGCUGGCUGCAUCCAUGGCCUUGCCAAUGUGAAGCUGAAUGAGCACUUUGUGAACACUACCGACUUCCUCGAUGCCAUCAAGAACAACCUGGACAAGGCUCUGGGCAAGAAAUAGAAGACAGCCUCCCCAUCUCUGGGAUGGAUGGGGCUGGGAAGGUCCCAGUGCCCUCCCCAGCUCCCCAUGACAGCUCAGGAACAGCUGAAUAAUUUUUCUAAAGUUUUCUUAGGGGUGUUUCUAAAGCCUUUGUAGCAGGGGAGUGUAGGGGUUGGGGGGUGUGUGAGGGUGUGUCUGUCCGUCCCUGAUUCAUGUACCCCAUACCCGUGUGGUGCCAUUAAAUACCGCCCCUGCCACGGCA